UCCAACUUUAGUGCUGAUUUUAUACUUUCACACUUGUUUAGAAACAGUGACUUGAUGGGAGUUCGGCUGGCUGGAUCCCAAGUUGGUAUUCAGGAGACUAAGACUAAUCCUUUGGUAUCUAUUUCAGAUGAGCCAGAAACUCUGUACAAGAGAUUGUCCCUUUUAGUGAAAGGCCAUGAUCCGGCGGUGCUGGACAGCUACGAGUACUUUGCGGUGCUUGCAGCCAAAGAACUUGGCAUCUCUAUUGAAAAAGUACACAGACCUCCAAAAAACAUAGAACGAUUCACGCUUCUAAAAUCCGUGCACAUUUUCAAGAAACACAGAGUUCAGUAUGAAAUGAGAACACACUAUGUCUGUUUAGAGUUAAAACACUUAACAGGCAGCACCGCCGCUGUGUAUUUGGAGUAUGUUCAACGAAACCUACCCGAAGGGGUUGCCAUGGAAGUAAAAAAGACUAGGAUAGAGGCAAUACCUGAGCACAUUCAGAAACCAGUUUGGGAUACGCUACCUCAAGUAGAAGAAACUGACAUCAAGUCAUGAACUCAGCAGGUACUUGGCUCCAUUAGUGCUGAAAUUACUUGCUUCUAUCAGUCUAAUUU
Molecule: messenger RNA, 599 nt
Organism: Tinamus guttatus (white-throated tinamou)
Lineage: Eukaryota; Metazoa; Chordata; Aves; Tinamiformes; Tinamidae
Gene: MRPS10
Product: mitochondrial ribosomal protein S10
Biological process (GO): translation
Cellular component (GO): mitochondrial small ribosomal subunit; mitochondrion; ribosome
Molecular function (GO): structural constituent of ribosome
Source: RefSeq, a predicted model, not a curated record